GAAGAAGAAGAAGGGUUUGGAGCACUGGAGGAGAAUGAGGAAGAAGAUGUGGAUUUGUUAAAAUACAUUUUUGUGAUUGACUCAAUGGUUCCCAUAAGCAGAGACAGUCGGGGAAAACAGUCCCACACCUCCACCCUGUCAUCAGCCAAUCCCAAACAAGCACCCAUUGUGACAGGACAGUUUCGAAGAGAAAAUGAACAAACUCAAUCCAUUCCUGACAUACAAUUAACUGAGUUGUCGGUACCAUCAUCACCUGAUGUGAAACACAUAAUCCAUCAAUAUGAAGAAAAUGUUAAGGGUAAACUCUGGCCUGCGCCCUCUGUCCGCUACGGUGUGUUUGGCCCCAUAACACAUCAGAACCUGAUUGGAGGCCCCUGUGUGCUAGGUCUUGGCCCCUGCGUGUUCCCUACCGGCACCAACGGCACCCUCCUUCUUUGGGAGGACCUGAGCCGCACGCUGGCCUUCGCCUGGGAGCUCCACGUCUAUGGCUCUGCUGGACUCUUCCUGAUGCUGUCCUGUGUGGCUGUGUUGGGAAUAGUUGGACGGUCUAAUAUGCUCCACCCCCUCUGUGAUGUCCUAACCCUGGCCAAUAGGCUGUUGCUGCUGACCGGGGCUCUGCGUGCUGUCCUCCUCCUCACUGACCCGUAUGGCACACGCCGGAUACUGUCUCGGCCCGUCCUCACUGCCCUCUAUAAUCUGCCUCUGCUGCUGCUGCUGUGGGCACAGGUUGCCCUUGCGAUGAUUCUGCUGUCCCCAGCGCUGCAGCGCCCUCGUGUGGUGGGAAGUCUGGCAGUCUUACACUGUACUCUGCUGCUGGCAGCCGACCUGCUCUCCCCAACGCUGUCCGCUGCCCUCCCUCUGGUGCUACAGAGCCUCUCUCUCUGCUGGGGCCUGCCACUCUGCCUGGGCAUUCUCACCCAGUCACUAUCCCACCUGCACCCCUUCUCCAAGACCCCCAUACACACGUGUGGGGCCCCUCAGAAGAUUGAGGAGCGGGCAAGACGUGUGAUGGCAGUGUGUGCCCUCCUGGGGGUGCUGUGCUCUGGCCUGCAGAUCUACAGCCUGCUCUGGCUCUAUGGGCUGCUGGGGGACUGGAGGCGCUUUGGCUGGGGCUGGUGGCUGGGGCAGUUCUGGGCCCGGGUGCUGGAGCUGUUAUGGGGCUUCUCUAUGCUGGUGCUGGGCUCCUGGGUGUUCUGGACCCCCCGGAGGAGCCGUGCCAGGAGCGAUCACGGCCAAGGGAGGCCAGAGGGAGCAUCGUUUUGGGACAGGGUGUGGAAAAUCCUGCGGAUAGGGCCUUUCAGGAAGUUUGAGAAAAACUGGGCAGAGCUCAUACCGAAAAACUGGGCGGAGCAGCAUCACUCGGGAGCAGACAGUGGCUCCAUACGGGUCUAUGACAAUCCCCCCACCACACACCGCUUGAGGGACACCAUGUCACCAUCUCAUCACAAGGGUGGAGAACCCACGACCAGCAGCAGCAGUGAUACCCACCUACUGUGGCAGCGGGUGGGGGAGUGCGAGUGCAUCCUCUCCGUCAUAGAGUGCAACAUGCGCCCCCAGUCGCCAAUCAACCUCAGCCGCAGCAUCGACAACACUCUCCACCGUGACAACGGACACCUGCUAGGGGUAGGCAGCCUCUUCACAGCCCCACCUCCUUCCACCUGGACCCACCAAGCUGGUGCUGACACCUCGCUGGGGGACAGUGCGAUCACACCCGCCUCUCUCACCUCUCUCACCUCUCCCACCUCUCAUGUUGGCUGUAGGUGGGAGGUGGAGGCUGGCUCCAGGCCUGCAACUUCUGAUCAUUUCAUAGCCAAGGAGCAGGCACAGCCUGAGGCAGAGCCAAAGUCGGAGCCACAGCCACAGCUACUGGAGGCUUCUGAUAACCAGAUCCUCCAGCCAUCUCCAACCCCUGAGCACCAGGAGGAGGUUCCAGACAAUUAUAUAUACAUGUCUAUUGUUCCAAACAAGGUGAAUAAGCCAGGGAUCACUCAGGAGGAUGAAGGGUCCAGUGUGGGCAGCAGGGAGGAUGUUACAGAUCUAUGAGCUGACCGUGAUGUCAUCAUCACCUCAUCCAAUGCCCAUGUCACUUCAUAUCAGUACAAAAGGACUUAGGUGGUUCCACACUGAACACUUGGCAGGGGAACAUCACCACUCAUCAGAAGUUUGAUAAAGUCAUAUAUAAGAUAUGAAAAU
Coregonus clupeaformis (lake whitefish) is the source of this 2193-nucleotide messenger RNA. RefSeq names its product proline-rich transmembrane protein 3-like. Bases 85 to 2043 code for a protein of 652 amino acids. NCBI's taxonomy places the organism in Eukaryota, Metazoa, Chordata, Actinopteri, Salmoniformes, Salmonidae. The transcript is spliced from 3 exons. The record is from RefSeq and is a predicted model, not a curated record.